CAAAACAUGUUUGAAACAUUAUGAAAUAGUGAGGCGAUUAUUUAAGGAAGGUGCUUAGGCCAACCAUAGUUUAUACGCCGUUCUUUCCAUGUGCCGUUUCUAUGUAAAUGCAUGCAGAUAAAGAUGAAACAAUCGACCUCGUUCAUUUGCAUGUGUUUGCAUUAGGAACAGUAUAUGAACUAGGCCUUAUUCGAGCAAUUGCCAUGGGCCCUCAUGGCUUAUUGCUUGGUUUACCUGUGGAUAAGAUAUUCUUAACUUGGUCUACCUGUGCGAAUGUGAGUCCCAGGGUCUUUCGCCGAGCAAAGCCUGGCACAUCCAUCAUAUUCGCAUCACGGAAACUCGCAAGAUUUUCGCAAAACCGGGACAUUGAGGCUUGCCUUCCUUUAUUUCAAGAUGAGAACGUGGCUACGCAGGCUUUCAGUGCUCCAACUGUGUGUUCUAGUAGUUUUAGCCCUUGUUAUUUUGCUCAAGGGAACACGAUUGGUAUGGUAUGGAUUUAAUUAUGCUCAGCUCAUUCUCCGAGCUGUAAACUCUGAUGAGAAAAGACGUGCAGAUAAUUUGGAGUUGCUUGCACAAAUUCAAUGGGACUACUCCACAUUACAGACCAGAUACAUGAAACAGAUUUGUGAAGAUAAGGGUUCUGAACGGACGGACUUUACAUGGCUGUCAGCAUUGGUCAAUGAUGAGUAUGUCAUACCCGCUGUUGUACUUGGGCACAGUAUAAAAACUCUCUCCUGUGUGAAAAAGAUGCUGGUUUUAGUCUCUGAUGAGGUUAGUAAGGCAUCUAUACAUGCACUGGAGAGAACUGGAUGGAGUGUAAAACUGGUAACAGCAAUGGACUGCCGAUGGCUUGAACGUAAGCAAGGCCAUAUGCCUGCUAGUAAAGGUAUACUGGGGACUCACACAAGGUUCCAUGCAUGGAACUAUACCCAAUAUAGCAAAAUCAUCUAUGCAGACCCAGACUAUAUGCUAUUGAGUAACAUGGAUGAACUGUUCCACCUCUCAGAAGACUUCGCAGCUGCAGAGUGUGCAAGGGCAGGCAUGGUUGAUCCUUGCUUUAAUGCUGGAUUGUUAGUGUUUAGACCAAGCUACAAGGAUUAUAAGGCUAUCAUGGAAAACUGGUGGACAAUCUCAUUGUCAGAUACAUGCCCUAAUGACCAGGUACUGUUGUGGCACCUUUAUGCUGAUACUGGCCGAUGGAAGCCACUCCCGUUUGCCUACAAUGUCCGUAGGUUGAUCCAUCAUCCUAUGAAAGCUUUUCAUUUCGCUUGCUGUCCUCCACCCAAACCUUGGAAAGAGCAUUGUCGACCAAGCUCAAAGGAAGCUAAGAAAUUCAACGGGCCUCUUCUCAGUGUGCAUGAUGCCACAAUAAUGUUUUGGAAAAUGUUCUAUGAAGCAGUUAGAAAGUACAACUUAGAAGAAUGGUGGGAAAACACUUUAUUUUUCAAGUCGGAUAAAGAAGUGAAUGUGAAAUCAUAUGUAGAAUGUGUCCAGGAAUGGUCGCUCCGAUAGAAUUGAUGAAUUCUAUAUAAAAAUGUUCAUUUUGUGAGAGUUACCAAUUACCAACUUUAAUGUUGAGUGGUUUAGUAAACCAUCUUUGCCAUAGCACCUUGAAAGACCUCAAAACCCAUCCUUUCACAUAACCAUGUUCCCAGAAAUUCCAUUCUUUAAUCCCUUACUGGAUUUCUACCCUUCUGGGUUUCUUCCAGCCCUAUAGAACUCCCUCUUUUAUUAGAUUCUAUAUUAUCAGCGCUUUUGUGCAGACUGAUUGAGGUCCAUCGUUUCCCUGAUUCUCUGCCUAGCUAAUUCCCUUCCGAUGUACUAUCUAGAAACUUCAGCUAAAAAAGGUUAUGAUGAUAAAAAUAUUUCGUAGUUAUGUCUACAUGGUGACGUGAUGCGAGAGCAAGGGAAAUAGACUCAAUCAAAUACUUGCCGACGUUUUGUAUCAAAGAGAGGGAUAUAAGUGUAUUAUAUGUUACUGAACAGUGAAUAUAAUAAAUACAUACCAUUUUUCUAUAA
Molecule: messenger RNA, 2019 nt
Organism: Nematostella vectensis (starlet sea anemone)
Lineage: Eukaryota; Metazoa; Cnidaria; Anthozoa; Actiniaria; Edwardsiidae
Product: glycogenin-1
Exons: 2
Coding region: 394-1512 (372 amino acids)
Cellular component (GO): cytoplasm
Molecular function (GO): glycosyltransferase activity
Source: RefSeq, a predicted model, not a curated record